AAGAAAUAAUGGUGCUGUCCAAUUACAUCCCUGCUUCCAAGUUCCACAAAGAAGAACCCUGAAAAUUUCUGUUGCCAGAGGUUAGUGGCGUCAGUUUCCCUGACUCAGAAUAUUGUCAAUAUACAUGAUUAUGGGCUUGGAGCCAUCUUUGUUUCUGUGACUUAUAUCGCAGGUUUUAUUUCAGCCCCACAUUCGGACAGCACCAUACAUUAGAACAAGCAACGAGAUAGAACAAAACUCGCCACAGUUUAAUUGCCCUUCCUGACCAAAAUACGCUACACUUUAUUUUACUUUUCUUCACAACUGGUCAAAAGUCCUUGUCCGGUCAUUAGAAUAUUUUAAAGAAUCCAAUUGUCCCUUUUCCCCCUCAUGGCCUGCCCGGGAACUUUCUCCGACGAACCGUUGACUCCCGCUGGCCGCCUUUUUCUUCAGUCACAAACAAACAUCAUCAUCCACUGUAUCCUCCGUGGCAAAAACCCCAUUGACAUUGAUGCUGUAAAAUCGACUCUUAGGUCUUCCUUGAUGGUCCGGCACCCCAGAUUCUGCAGCCUGUUAGUUCGUGACAAAAACGGGUUUGAGCACUGGAGAAAAGCCCAGGUGGACAUUGACCAACAUGUCAUCGUCAUCGAUAAACGGCUCGAUAAAUCAGACAAUUUCCUGGACGAAAGUCGACGUUUUAGCAGUGAAGAAGGAGAAGGAGAUGAUGAUGAAGCAGCAGUGAAUCAGUAUGUAGCGGAUUUAUCAGUGAGCAGUCCUUUAAGUACGGACAAACCCCUGUGGGAAAUACAUAUCUUGGUACCACACAAGUGCGCUGUGUUCAGGAUUCAUCAUGCUUUAGGGGAUGGGAUCUCCUUGAUGUCCAUGUUGAUGGCCAGCUGCAGGAGGGCAGAUGAUGCAGAUGCGCUUCCCAGGAUGGUUCCCGAGAAGAGUGCGGAAUUUAAGGACGGGAAAGGAAGGGAUUGGUUUUGGUUGUUUGGUAUUCUGUGGGGGUUUUUGAAGAUGGUUUGUUUCACUGUGAUGUUUGUGAUGGAGUUUGUGGUCAGUAGUUUAUUGGUUUGUGACAGGAAAACGGUGAUUUCGGGUGGCGAAGGGGUGGAGCUCUGGCCCAGGAAACUGGCUACCGCUAGGUUCUUGCUUGAGGACAUGAGGGUGGUGAAAAAGGCUAUUCCCAAUACUACCAUUAAUGAUGUCCUUUUUGGGGUGGUGUCAUCGGGGCUAUCAAGAUACUUAGAUCACCGAACACCAAAUGCCUUGCAUGAGGGCCUUCGUAUGACAGGGGUAGCUAUGGUUAAUUUAAGACCACAAACAGGUUUCCAGGACCUAUCCCAAUUAAUGAAGGGCGCUGCAGAAGCACGAUGGGGUAACAAAUUUGGUUUGAUUCUCCUUCCUGUUUACUUUAAAAAAGCUGGUAAUAACCCUUUAGAGUAUGUGAAGAGAGCAAAGAGGAUGGUUGACAGGAAGAAACACUCUCUGGAGGCUUACUUCUCAUACAGAAUCGGGGACCUUGUAAUGUCACUGCUGGGAUCAAAGUAUGCCUGUUUGCUUAAUUACAGACUCCUCUGCAAUACUACCUUCACGAUCUCAAACAUAAUCGGCCCUCUAGAGGAAAUUACACUAGCUGGCAACCCCAUCUCUAGCAUUAAGGUCAACACAUCCAGCCUACCACAGGCUAUCACAAUGCACAUGUUGAGCUAUGCUGGUAGGGCCGAAAUGCAAAUUCUUGUAGCUAAAGAUAUCGUCCCGGACCCAGAGUUUCUGGCUAAAUGCUUUGAAGAUGCCUUACUUGAAAUGAAGGAGGCAGUAAUAGGGACCGAGAAAGAAUAGAAGAAUAUUAUUAGUGUACAAAGAAAAUUCUUCGUGAAUUUUCUGUACAGAAACAGAAAAUUUCCAGUGAAUUUUUUUUUCUUUUUUACCUCCUUACUUUGUUCUCACAAGCAAAAUUCAAUGCCAGAAUUCUCUGUUCAGUACCCAAAGAAGUAUAACCAAGGAUGCCUCUAUAUGUCCACUUUUGUUCAGAAUAUAACAAAAAAAAAAAA
Theobroma cacao (cacao) is the source of this 2036-nucleotide messenger RNA. Its product is annotated as wax ester synthase/diacylglycerol acyltransferase 11-like. The record is from RefSeq and is a predicted model, not a curated record. Gene Ontology annotation, biological process: triglyceride biosynthetic process. Lineage: Eukaryota; Viridiplantae; Streptophyta; Magnoliopsida; Malvales; Malvaceae. Gene Ontology annotation, molecular function: diacylglycerol O-acyltransferase activity. Gene Ontology annotation, cellular component: plasma membrane.